AUGUGGGCCCCGGGGUGCUGCUGCCGGCUCUGGUCCCGCUGGGCACAGGUGGCAGUGCUGCUGCUGCUGCUGCUCGGGGUGCCCCCGAGAGGCCUGACACUGCCACCCAUCCGCUAUUCCCAUGCUGGCAUCUGCCCCAACGACAUGAACCCCAACCUCUGGGUGGAUGCCCAGAGCACCUGCAAGCGGGAGUGUGAGACAGACCAGGAGUGCGAGACCUAUGAGAAGUGCUGCCCCAACGUGUGUGGGACCAAGAGCUGUGUGGCCGCCCGGUACAUGGACGUGAAAGGGAAGAAGGGCCCUGUGGGCAUGCCCAAGGAGGCCACCUGCGACCACUUCAUGUGUCUGCAGCAGGGCUCCGAGUGUGACAUCUGGGACGGCCAGCCCGUGUGUAAGUGUAAAGAUCGCUGUGAGAAGGAGCCCAGCUUCACGUGUGCCUCCGACGGCCUCACCUACUAUAACCGUUGCUACAUGGAUGCUGAGGCCUGCUCUAAGGGCAUCACACUGGCCGUCGUCACCUGCCGCUAUCACUUCACCUGGCCACACACCAGUCCCCUGCCACCUGAGACCACAGCGCGCCCCACCACCGCCUCCCCAGAGACCCCCGGGAUGGAUAUGGUGGCCCCCGCUCUGCUCAACCACCCUGUGCACCAGUCAGUCACCGUGGGUGAGACGGUGAGCUUCCUCUGUGAUGUGGUGGGCCGGCCCCGGCCUGAGAUCACCUGGGAGAAGCAGCUAGAAGAUCGGGAGAACGUGGUCAUGCGGCCAAACCACGUGCGGGGCAACGUGGUGGUCACCAACAUCGCCCAGCUGGUCAUCUACAACGCCCAGCCCCAGGACACUGGCAUCUAUACGUGCACAGCCCGGAAUGCUGGCGGGGUCCUGCGUGCUGACUUCCCACUGUCAGUGGUCAGGGGGGGUCAGGCCGCGACCACCUUGGAGAGCGGCCCCAACGGCACGGCCUUCCCCGCGGCCGAGUGCCUGAAGCCCCCCGACAGCGAGGACUGCGGCGAGGAGCAGACCCGCUGGCACUUCGACGCACAGGCCAACAACUGCCUCACCUUCACCUUUGGCCACUGCCACCGCAACCGGAACCACUUUGAGACCUAUGAGGCCUGCAUGCUGGCCUGCAUGAGCGGGCCGCUGGCCGUGUGCAGCCUGCCCGCCCUGCAGGGGCCCUGCAAGGCCUACGCCCCUCGCUGGGCUUACAACAGCCAGAGCGGCCAGUGCCAGUCCUUCGUCUACGGCGGCUGCGAGGGCAACAGCAACAACUUUGAGAGCCGCGAGGCCUGCGAGGAGUCCUGCCCCUUCCCUCGGGGGAACCAGCACUGCCGGGCCUGCAAGCCAAGGCAGAAGCUCGUCACCAGCUUCUGUCGGAGCGACUUUGUCAUCUUGGGCCGCGUGUCUGAGCUGACCGAGGAGCCCGACUCGGGUCGCGCCCUGGUGACCGUGGACGAGGUCCUCAAGGAUGAGAAGAUGGGCCUCAAGUUCCUGGGCCAGGAGCCGCUGGAAGUCACCCUGCUCCACGUGGACUGGACCUGCCCCUGCCCCAAUGUGACGGUGGGCGAGACACCGCUCAUCAUCAUGGGUGAGGUGGAUGGUGGCAUGGCCAUGCUGCGGCCCGACAGCUUCGUGGGGGCGUCCAGCAGCCGGCGGGUCAGGAAGCUGCGCGAGGUCAUGCACAAGAAGACCUGCGACGUCCUCAAGGAGUUUCUCGGCUUGCACUGA
Messenger RNA from Nyctereutes procyonoides (raccoon dog), 1728 nucleotides. RefSeq names its product WAP, follistatin/kazal, immunoglobulin, kunitz and netrin domain containing 2 (gene WFIKKN2). The transcript is spliced from 2 exons. Gene Ontology annotation, cellular component: extracellular region. Gene Ontology annotation, biological process: negative regulation of transforming growth factor beta receptor signaling pathway. The record is from RefSeq and is a predicted model, not a curated record. The coding region runs from base 1 to 1728 and encodes 575 amino acids. Lineage: Eukaryota; Metazoa; Chordata; Mammalia; Carnivora; Canidae. Gene Ontology annotation, molecular function: serine-type endopeptidase inhibitor activity; transforming growth factor beta binding; receptor antagonist activity.